AUGGUGAAGCUUUUGGUGGUAGGGUUUAUUGUAGCUUGCUGGCUGAUACUAGGAACUCAAGCAAAUGAGUAUUUAGACUUCAAUGUAACAGAGAUAGACCGCAUUGAGGAACUAGAGUUUGGAUUCUCCAAGUAUAGCUCAAAUUUAGACCCUUUAUUAGUUGGUCUCACUCUUAUCAGAGGAGCAGACUCAGGAGCUGUUUGUUUGGAUGGAACAUUGCCUGGAUAUCACUUGCACCGUGGAGAUGGAUCUGGAGCUAAUAGCUGGCUCAUUCAAUUAGAGGGAGGAGGAUGGUGCAACAACGUCAGAACAUGUGUAUACAGGAAGAAAACCAGACGUGGAUCAUCUAACUAUAUGGAGAAAGAGCUUCAGUUUACAGGAAUACUGAGUGAUAAAGCUCAAGAAAAUCCUGACUUCUUCAACUGGAAUAGAGUUAAGCUUCGUUACUGUGAUGGUGCUUCUUUCAGUGGAGAUGGACAGGAUGAGGCUGCACAGCUUCAGUUUAGAGGAGAGCGUAUUUGGAGAGCAGCUAUAGAUGAUUUAAAGGCCAAUGGAAUGCGAUACGCGGACCAGGCACUUCUCUCUGGAUGCUCAGCUGGUGGUUUAGCAGCAAUAUUGCGCUGCGAUGAGUUCAGGGACUUGUUCCCUGAAUCCACCAAAGUCAAGUGCUUGAGUGAUGCAGGCUUGUUCUUGGACACAGCUGAUGUGUCUGGUGGCCGAACAAUCAGGAACUUAUACAAUGGUAUAGUAGAGUUUCAGAAUGUGAAGGACAAUCUGCCUCGUAUCUGCACAAACCAUCUUGAUCCAACUUCGUGUUUCUUCCCAGAGAAUCUGAUCAGUCAGAUGAAAACUCCUCUUUUUAUUGUCAACGCAGCAUAUGAUACAUGGCAGAUACAAAGCAGUAUAGCUCCAACAUCAGCAGAUCCCAGUGGAUUUUGGCAUGACUGUAGACUAAACCAUGAAAAAUGCACCCCUGGACAAAUGCGGUUCUUGCAAGGAUUCAGGGAUCAGAUGCUGAGAGUAGUGAAAGGCUUCUCAAUGUCUAGACAGAAUGGUUUGUUCAUCAAUUCCUGCUUUGCUCACUGCCAAACCGAGAGGCAAGAUACUUGGUUUGCAGAUGAUUCUCCUGUCAUCAGUAAAAAGGCUGUGGCAAUAGCCGUGGGAGAUUGGUAUUUUGAUAGAGCAGAAGUGAAGUUAGUUGAUUGUCCUUACCCUUGUGACAAGAGUUGCCACAACAUGGUGUUCAGAUGA
Molecule: messenger RNA, 1251 nt
Organism: Eruca vesicaria subsp. sativa (arugula)
Lineage: Eukaryota; Viridiplantae; Streptophyta; Magnoliopsida; Brassicales; Brassicaceae
Source: the annotation of a GenBank genome assembly